This is a messenger RNA of Symbiodinium pilosum, 715 nucleotides long. Lineage: Eukaryota; Dinophyceae; Suessiales; Symbiodiniaceae. The record is from the annotation of a GenBank genome assembly.
GACCCACCAAGAGUUUGUCUCCAGCUCUCUGAACAGAAGCAGAUACUGGGCGCGAUCCCUGCGUGGUUGGCGUUACUUUGAUGGUGCUUCCCCAAACCCCGCCCAUCGUGCACUGGGUGUUCUGGAGGAAGCCGGUUACGUGGAGGCCGUAAUCACUCAGAACGUGGACGGCCUGCACCAGAGGGCUGGCUCACGGAACGUCAUCGACCUCCACGGCAGAAAUGAUGAGGUUGUUUGCCUAACCUGCUCCCGCUCCCGACCGAGGGCUGGCUACCAGGAGGAGCUGGAGGAAGUGAAUUCCACGUGGAUGGACACGUACCUGCCUCCCCAAGAGGUCAUGGACAUCCGGGCGGAUGGCGAUGCCCACCUGGAUGUCAGCAGCUUCGACGGCUUCGUGGUGCCCCCUUGCAAAGACUGCGGGGGGGUCUGGAAGCCGCGCGUGGUCUUUUUCGGCGGCUCCCUGAAUUCGGCCGUGAAGCUCCAAGCGCAGAAUGCGCUGCUAGGAGCCCAGGCCUUGCUGGUCAUGGGAACCUCCGCCAAAGUGUUCAGCGCCUUCUCCUUAGUCAAGCUGGCGGCUCAAGCCGGCAAGCCAGUUGCAGUGGUCAACAUCGGGGAGACACGUGCAGACCCCCUGAUCUCUCCUGCCUUGCGCAUGCACCUACGGUGCAGCGAGGCGCUCCUAGCUCUGUGCCGACACCUUGGGCUGCAGGUCUGA